AACUAAAUAGUUAGUUUACUAGUUAACUUUGCUGCUGUUAGCUAACGCUAUGCCCCACAUUGCAAGAAGUAAUUGUAAAGUCUCCGUUCCUGGGUUAAAAUGGGUAUAUACAUCUAAGGAUAAAGUAGGACGGGUUUUAGAGGGAACUUUAAACAUACUUGCUAGCUGACGGUAGAUGGCACGCUUGCGCUGUAUUUUCCUGCACUUGUUAUCCUUGUCUGUUGUCCAGGGAUGGAGCUAGGUUAGCUUAGCUAAUUUAAACUCUCCUGAGUGUGUCAGUGUGUCGUUCUCGGUUUGUAUCAUGAUUUAGGAUACGGACUGAACUGCAGCGUUGGAAAUAGUGGAAACUCCCAGCUUACUAUCCGAAGCCGCUCACACAACAAGCGACUUGGCGAAAAAGUGAUUCACUUGACAAGAACACGGUUACAAAAGAUGAAGUAUGUGUAACGUAAACCUGGGAUAUAGCUGCGUGCCACCCCGACCAAGCUUUCGUGUUCACCGGGUUAUCCAGAAGUUGAGUUCCCAGAAAAACCAUGGAUGCUGACAGAUAUAAACAUGAUCCACACUAUACAGAAGCAGAAAGCAUCUGGCAUGUGAUGCAGAAAUCAGGAAAUCUGGAUCAGAGGAGCAGAGAUGGUGAAAGCUGGAAGCUGGUGGAUGUAUUUCUUUCAGGAGGUGCACCAUGGGGAUUUACACUCAGAGGGGGACUGGAACAUCGAGAACCUCUACUCAUAACCAAGGUAGAGGAGGGCAGCAAGGCAGCAGCUGUGAGUCUCCAGGUGGGAGACGAGCUUGUCAACAUCAAUGAGAUUCCCCUGAGUGGCUUCAGACAGGAGGCAAUCUGCCUAGUGAAAGGCUCCCACAAGACCCUCAGCCUGGUAGUGAAAAGGAAUAUGAAAAUGGUGGAUAUUGUAGCUCAGAAAAUGCCCUCUGAGAAUGACGUGCAUGUGGCAAGAAGCUUUCUUACGAAGAUUUUGCGAAGUUCCAUGAGGCGGAAUGAACCCAUAAGCAGGCCUCACUCCUGGCACUCCACCAAGUUCAACGAAAGCCAAUCAGAGACUGCCAAAACACAGUCUCCACCCACGCAAGUCUGGCACACCAGAUAUGAUGCAAGCUCAUCCUCAACUGAUCUGUCCUCUGGCUGGGAGCAAACAAACCUGUGCAGAGUGUCUGACCAGUUCAGCUCUCACGGCAGUAUGGACAGUCUAGAACAUGUCCCACACACGUACCCCGCCGGCCAGCUGUCACCUGCCAAGUCCAACAACAGUAUGGAGCACCUCGGAGGAGGGAAACGAGACUCGGCCUACAGCUCCUUCUCCACCAGCUCUGGCACACCAGACUAUACCCUCUCGAAGAGCAACACUGCCUCCACAGAGAACAUGCUCUAUAAAGUGAGUCAGUGGGAUGCAGGAGCAAAGCCCAACAAUGGCAGAAACAGCCAGAGCCUGAUGGAAGGAGUCAAACAGGACGAUAGGGUGGCGUACUUCCAGAUGCCAGGAGCCGGCUCAGGCUGCGCGGCUCCACAGACUGACGACUCGGCCGGAUCUCGCCAUUCCACUUCAAGUAGAAUCAGCUUAGGACCUGUUUGGCAUGUCCCUGAAAAAAAGAAGACUGCUUCCCCCUCUCCUCCCCCUCCCCCUCCACCUGCACGCAGUGACAGUUUUGCUGUGACAAAAGUUCACGAAAGGGGGCUCAUUAUAGCUCACCCUGAAGGACCUGAAGCUCAUGUUCCCUGUAAGACUGAAAACCGCCGCAGCCACAACCCACCCCUGAAAAAUGACGAUGGUUUCUACACCUCAUCUGAUAAAUCGAAUCAUAACCAGUUCAGCUCAAACAAGCAGUACUCGCUGUCCAGCAGUGACGUCCGGCAAGGCCAGCCCUACCAUCAAAGGCACCAUAGUGACAAAAGCACUUUUUAUUCUCAGCCCUGGGCUACGUCCGCACCAAAGCCACAGAACGUAGGUGGCUACUAUUGUAGUAUGCAGGAACUGCCUACUAACGGUUCUGCACAACACUUUGGUCAGAACCAGAGAAGGAACUUAAGCACCUCCCUGUCUACCGCAGCCACUGACCAAACCCCUGACAGCAGCGGGCAAAGCCGAUACUAUUGUGUCACAACAUGUCAGCCCACACAGCCCUUGUCAGGAAAAUCAGAGGACAGGAAGAGUGUCACAGAACUGGCACAGACUGGAAAUGAGCGGAACUCUCUUAGCCCACAGACAGUCUCCAAAGUCAAGUAUCAUCUGCCUCAACAGCAGCAGCAACACUCCUCUCACAGUAAAGACAGUAAUGGAUACAGCAAGCACCAAGUUACUACUGUGCUUGAAACCCCUGUAUCAAAAUCUAGCUCUGAUGAAAGGGGAAGCCAGAGAGGACAAAAUGCAGAUGCUCAGUUUAUGAGUUAUCCUCCGAGCAGACAGUCUGAACAGCGGAGGUCUCUGCCAGCACAACAUAGAGAAGACAUCAGACAUCACAGCCAAGUGAGCAACAAGAUCUGCCCCCAGGCGACCCCCAUGCUUCACUCUCUAUCCAUGGAUGCUGCAGGCCAAGAUGACAAAACAAGAGGCCCAAACUCUGAGGAGUCCCUGGAGAGCAAGCAGGCGAGACGCAGUGACCGUUUUGCAACCACACUAAGGAAUGAAAUCCAGAUGAGAAGAGCCAAGCUGCAGAAAAGCAUGAGUGCAGCUACUCUUCCCGGUGCUGAGGGUGAGACUGAAGAAGCCCAUGAUGUCUGGAAGUCCAGUGAAAAUACUCCACCGUCCUCUGCCGAUGGCUCCUUCAGCAACUCCUACAAGGAUAAUCUGAAGGAAGCACAAGCAAGGGUGCUCAAGGCUACGUCUUUCAGGAGAAAAGACCUGGACUACUCAUCAUCCGCACUGGCCCGGAAAGAUGUUACUCCGCUGCCAACUGUAUCAGAGUCUGUAAUGAGUAAGUCAGGGCCUGCCGGAGGUCAGGUAACUCGCAUUGGUGGCCGUAAGCGCUUUCAGGCAGAAAAGAAGGUUAGAUCUUUCUCUGAACCAGACAAAAUCCAUGAAGUUGGAGUGAAGGAAGAUCACUCUCGCAAUGAAAGGUCCUCAUUAGACCAACAGAAGCUUCUUAAAGAAAGUGGGAAACCUGCUUUCCCCAACCACAUUCCCCCUCAGAGCUACACCGAGAACCCCACAGAGACUAAGAGCCGAAGUCUUGCCUCCGCCAGUGACAUUGACGAUAUGAAGAGAGGCAUCAGGAGCCGAGAGUACACUGAAGAGGUCCAGGGAGGUCCUUACUCUGCAAACAAGCAGUUAGACCAGCAAAGACUGGGCACCUUCGCUGAGUAUGAGGCCAGGUGGAAUAUACAGAAACCCCCUCCAGAAACAAGAGCCUCUGGUCGGUACCGGUCAGCUGAUAACAUCCUGGAUCCAGGACCGGAGGACAGAACCACAACCACCUGUUUCCACGAGAGAUCCAGAUCAUCUCCUUCAGCUGACACCUAUGGACAGAAGAUUCAAGUUCCUGCAAGAAAGUCUGAGACAGAAUAUUCCCAGACGGAGAGUAAACCUGCUGAACAGCUCAUCAGUGCCACGGGGUUCUCUGACAGAGGGCCCGGCGACUGUAAAGUGAGAGAAAAGCCUGUGGAGUUUGAACAUUACUCAGCGCCACCUCCUCCCAACCCUGACAGCAGACACAGAGCUGCCCCUGCCACCGUCAACCACAGACCCACAUCUGUCUCCCACAGUCUCACAGAGUCUGCCCACCCUCAGCCUGAGGACCACAGCCACACUGAGCCGCCGUCUGGGCCGAGGAGGAAGCCCUCUGCGCCGCCGGAGAAGCCUCCCCCACCCAGAUGCCCAGAGGUCGACUCCCACGAGUCUUUCACCGGUUCCCAGAGCGAAAUCUUCACCCGCUGCUCUCCUAACGCUGACCCUAACUCCGCCUUCAUCCCCACCCACUCUGCAAAGGGAGAUUCUGAGCAGGGCAAAGGACUUGUGGACAAAGGACAAGGGGCAGUACAUCAUCUAUCAACAUCCAAUCCUCAGCCGGCCUCCUCUCCCCCAGCUUCCUCCUACAGACCUUCAGGGCUGGCCGCUAUGGAGGGGCAGCGCUCUCCAUCUCCACAGUUUUCCCCACAGAGACUCAGUGACAAACCUCCGGUCUCUCUACAGGAUGAAGACUCAAACAGGAUGGAGCAUGUGAUAGAAAACCAGCACUCUGCAGUGAAGAAAGUGCCCAUCAGAAUUGUCCACUCAGAGGGGGACACUGAGAAGGAGAACUGUCCAUAUUUGCAGCACAGUGACCCCCCUGCAGUUGAAGCGGAGGGUCCCAGUGUGACCCGGCUAGGCAGUCUGGGAGCUGCAGGGCAGGACUCAGUCUUCUGCGCUUUUACCCGUCAGAGGGAGCCCGACAGUACGCCGGCAGCACAGACGGACCCGAAGCCUCAGACAGACACAUACAUGACCACUGUUGGGGAUCACAUCAACUCUAACAGUCAGCAGCCACCGCAGCCCACAGACGAGCCCAGCAGCAACAGGGUGACCACAGGGCUGUCUGACGAUCAGAAGAGAGAGGAGCUGGCCAGGGACAUCAUGGGCAAGGACAAAUCACUAGCUGAUAUUCUGGACCAGAGCAAGAUGAAGACCACCAUGGACCUGAUGGAGGGGAUCUUCCCUCAGGGGGAGCAGCUGUUGGAAGGAGCUCACCAGCGCAGGAAGGUGUCCCCGAAACAGACGGUCAGCCGGCCCGCUGAGGAAAGAGAAAAAGAGGACAGCAUGGCAGCAGCUGUCACCAUGGUGACCAGCUCGACAUAUUACAGCACAUCUGCUCCCAAAGCUGAGCUUCUUAUUAAGAUGAAGGACAUGCAGGAGCAGGAGCAGGAGGAGGAAGACUCUGAAGACGAACUGGACAUUGAUCUGGCCAAUAAGAAGCAAGAGCUGAUCGACAGCCUCAGCAAAAAGCUUCAGGUACUGCGCGAGGCCCGGGAGAGUCUUCAGGAGGACGUCCUCGACAACAACGCUCUGGGAGACGAGGUGGAGGCCCGAGUCCAGCAGAUCUGCAAACCCAACGAGCUGGACAAGUUCAGGAUGUUUGUUGGGGACCUGGACAAGGUGGUGAGCCUGCUUCUGUCCCUGUCAGGCCGUCUGGCCAGAGUGGAGAACGCCCUCAACAGUCUGGAGGAGGAUGCUACUGCUGAGGACAGGCGCACAUUGAUCGAGAAGAGGAAGCUGCUGAUUCGACAGCACGAGGAUGCAAAGGAGCUGAAGGAGAACCUGGACCGUCGGGAACGCGUGGUUUAUGAAAUCCUGGGCAACCACCUGCCCGAGGACAGCCUUACGGACUACGAGCACUUUGUCAAGAUGAAGUCCGCGCUCAUCAUCGAGCAGCGCAAGCUUGAGGAUAAAAUCAAACUGGGCGAGGAGCAGCUCAAGUGUCUGACAGACAGUCUGCCCAUAGAGCAGAGGCUCAACUUGUGAGAACACUUUGAAAUACCACUCAUGAUAAAGACUUGUUGCUCUGAGUUGCAGUUGAGCUCUGCGUCCAGCAGAGGGAGACAGAGAUGAGCUAUCUGCAGAGCCACUCUUCAGUUCUGUGGUGAAGCGUCUUCCUACUGGCCUGCCAUAACACCACUAACACCAUAAGGAACUCCCUUAUAAAAGAUGCUGCUCUUCCCAACAUCAACAAACCACUGUAUCUAAUGUCUUUCAUGCCAUUUUUGCUUUGUUUUUAUUUUCAUGAUUUUUUUUAGUAAUUUAUUGUAGCCUUUUGAAUCUGCGCAGGAGGGGACAGUAUUUUAUUUUCAACUGAUUUGAGCAGCCAUGCUACCUGAUGUGAGUUACACGCUGAGUAUUUAUCAUGUUUGAAUAAACAUAACCCAUCAAAUCUG
Messenger RNA from Centropristis striata (black sea bass), 5857 nucleotides. RefSeq names its product shroom family member 2a (gene shroom2a). Gene Ontology annotation, molecular function: actin filament binding. The record is from RefSeq and is a predicted model, not a curated record. The transcript is spliced from 12 exons. Gene Ontology annotation, biological process: actin filament organization. Gene Ontology annotation, cellular component: adherens junction; apical plasma membrane; apical junction complex. The coding region runs from base 534 to 5447 and encodes 1637 amino acids. NCBI's taxonomy places the organism in Eukaryota, Metazoa, Chordata, Actinopteri, Perciformes, Serranidae.